CUAUAGUUCAUGGUUAUUAGAUAAUGAAAAUUGUGCGAAAUUAUUAAUAUAUUGCAAUUUGGUGUUGAUUGUUCUUCCCUUUUCCCCCUUCCCUUCCCCUGUAUAUUAACAAUUAGCAGUACAGUGGAUGGUCAUAUGGUUGAAGAAAAAAAAAAUGUAUGUUGAAAUUUAAAGGGUGACAAUCAAUGACGACGAAUUGAUUCGUAUGCAAACGGUGAUGCUUCCAAAUGAGGUCCUGUUAUUGAUGAGAUAUUCGUCUGAUGUGAAAGACGUGGCGAGUGCAGUUUCGACCAUACCCUCAACAGAGAAUGUACUGUCUACAAUGGCUGAUUCCGGUGCUGCUGAUACCGAAACCUGUCAAUCCCGCGUUGCUGCAAACACAUGUCAUGUUUAUGGCGCUCUACUUGAUCGGGUUCUUCCUGGAACGUAAGCCCUGCACUAUUUGCAGUCUUGUGUUCCUCGCCGCUGUCUUCCUCAUUUGUUACAGCGGUAUAGGCAAUUGUCUGCUAUGGAGCACAAAUUGCGACACAGUAAGAUGUGACAAUGGCUAAGGUCGCACUUUAUUUAUUAUAGAAAAUUAUUGCCACUCCUUUUUGUUGAUUUUCAUUCAUGCUUCUAAUUUCUUCCUGUAGCAGGAUAUUUCAAAGUAAUUCUUUAAGUUGUUAGCACAUGUUUUAUCUGCAGUGUGAUGAUAGGUAGAUAGCAUUUAAGUUUUCUGAAUGUACAACUGAUUAUUAAAAUUUUGUUCAUAUGAUAAUAUCAUUGUCGAAUUUGAAUAUAUUGAAUGCAUAUAUAUAUAUGCUUUAAAUUUUGAGAUUUUAAAUAACGAGAGUGUAACAAGAUACAAUUUGAUGAUAUUUGUACAUAUAUUCUAGAGCUGUCACAAUAGUUAACAAAAGCAAAGUAAAUUUCAAAUUCUAAUGUAAACUACUUUUACUUGUCACAUAUACAAAAAAAUAGAAGUUUUAUGUUUAUUGCUAAUAUACUAAUUAAUGAGAAAGGAGAUAAUGCAGCCAAUAAUAUAUUCUUUUCAUAUUUAUUUCUAGCUUUUAAAUGCAAUUCUAAUUUGUUCUUUUUUUUGUACAAUAAUGAUGUAAUAUAAGAUUACUUUGUUGAAAGAGAAUAUAAAAAUUUUAGACUUUUCUUUAUUAUAUAUACUUUAAAAGAAACGCCAAUUAUUACAUAACAUUGCAAUUUUCUUUGUUAAAGUCAUUUGCUUUGAGUAAUAUAUAAAAUGCUAAUUAAUGUUUAUAUUAUAUCAUAAAUGUAAUUAUAACAUUGUUAAAUAUUUCAAUUCAAAAUAAUGUGCUUUUAUCAAAGUAGCACAAAUAUAAUGUACAAAAAUCAUUAAAAUUGAAGAUAAUAUAAUUUAAUUAAUUUUAAAAAGAUCUUGGUGACAAAUUAUUUAUACACAAAAAGAGAGAAAACUUUGAUUGUGCGAUUUAUAUUAAUCAACUUUGGAACAUAAUAAAAAUGAUAAGACUUUUAUUGAGCGAUGAUUAUAUAAUUUAGGAGCCCUAGUUUUUAAAUAAUUUAUCAAAUAUAAUUUAGUUGCAGUAGACUAAAAACUCGCAUUGAAUGCUUUAUGUUGCCAGGAAUAUAAGAUAUUAUUUAGCAAAAGAAAAGCUUGCAAGAUUAUUUAAAUAUUUCAAAAAGAGAUCUAAGUGAUAUUAACUCUGUGCUAUAAUUUAUUAUUCUACAAUAACUUACUGGGUAUCUAUGAAUAAUAAUAAAUUCAGUAUAAGUAAUUUAGUAUAGUACUAUGUUACUAAUGUAAAUACUGAGUGUCAUGGGUAACAAAAAAAAAUAUUGUUGCUAUAAUAACUUAAUGAAUACAAUUGAAAAUUUAAUUAAAAAUCAGUAAAUAAAUCUUUUAUAUCUAUCUUUAUAUGCUUAUAUGUGAAAAUCUUAUGUCUAUCCUGUAAACUUAUAUUGACAAGUAAUACUUUGACAUAAAGCAAAGAACUUUGCCCUUCACAGAGGAUUACAAAAACUGUUUUAGGAAUAUUUAUUUAAAUCUUAAUAUAAGUUAUAAUUAUGUGUGUGUGUAUGUGCGUGAACAACAAUAAGUUGAGCUAUAUAAAAAUCAUUUAUGUUCUUUGCUGUAUAAGCACAAAUGUAGAAAAAUCUGUGAUGAUUUUAAUUGAAAAUUUUGAUUUACUAGAUAUAAACAUAAUAAAUAUAUUUACUUAUUAAUGUUAUGUAUACAACAGGUCUAAUUUCCAAAUAUGUAAGUUUGCUAUAAUACUAUACUGUAAUCUUUGCUUCCAUAUAAAAUAUAUAGAUAAAUAUAUAAAAAUUUUAUAAAAAAUAUUAUGUGUUUCCUUUACAAACUAUUCAAAGAAUUUUGUAGUUUAUUACAUAUUGAUGUAAUAAAAAAACUAUGAAAAAAUA
Messenger RNA from Cataglyphis hispanica, 2394 nucleotides. It is a transcript of the gene bc10, whose product is annotated as bladder cancer-associated protein. Bases 309 to 551 code for a protein of 80 amino acids. The record is from RefSeq and is a predicted model, not a curated record. NCBI's taxonomy places the organism in Eukaryota, Metazoa, Arthropoda, Insecta, Hymenoptera, Formicidae. The transcript has 2 exons.